Molecule: messenger RNA, 3166 nt
Organism: Vombatus ursinus (common wombat)
Lineage: Eukaryota; Metazoa; Chordata; Mammalia; Diprotodontia; Vombatidae
Gene: PTPA
Product: protein phosphatase 2 phosphatase activator
Exons: 10
Coding region: 215-1219 (334 amino acids)
Biological process (GO): mitotic spindle organization
Cellular component (GO): nucleus; protein phosphatase type 2A complex; cytoplasm
Molecular function (GO): protein tyrosine phosphatase activator activity; peptidyl-prolyl cis-trans isomerase activity
Source: RefSeq, a predicted model, not a curated record
GGUAGAUACACUUCCCAGGCGCCCCGCAUCAACAUGGCGGGCGUCUCUGGCCGGGUGACGCUCGGUCGCGGUUUUCGGUUAUAGCGGGCGGCUGCCGGUUCCUUUUCAGUAAAUUCUUCCCUCUCAGUCCAGGGUGGAGCCAGCAGGGGAGGCAAAGGGGAAAGGUGAGAGGUGACAGCGGCGGGCGAGUGGACAGACCAGCUCGGGAAAGAAGAUGGCUGAGAGCGGUCGGCAGCCUCCUUCAGACUCUUUGGAAGAGACCCCUCCUACUACUCAUAACUUCAUGAUUCCAAAGAAGGAGAUAAAUACAGUUCCUGACAUGGGCAAGUGGAAACGGUCUCAGGCAUAUGCAGAUUACAUUGGUUUCAUCCUCACCUUAAAUGAAGGCGUUAAGGGGAAGAAGUUAACCUGUGAAUACAAAGUCUCUGAGCCCAUUAAUAAGCUUGUCGCUCUCCUCAACACAUUAGACAGAUGGAUUGAUGAGACCCCUCCCAUGGAUCAACCUUCCAGAUUUGGGAACAAAGCCUUCAGGACUUGGUAUGCUAAACUUGACCAGGAGGCAGAAAACCUAGUGGCCACAGUGGUCCCUAGCCAUCUGGCAGCUGCUGUACCUGAGGUGGCCCUUUACCUAAAGGAAUCGGUGGGAAACCCUACUCGAAUUGAUUAUGGCACAGGUCAUGAAGCAGCCUUUGCUGCCUUCCUUUGCUGUCUCUGCAAGAUUGGAGUCCUCAGGGUAGAUGACCAAAUGGCCAUUGUCUUCAAAGUAUUUAAUCGGUACCUUGAGGUCAUGAGGAAACUUCAGAAAACCUACAGGAUGGAGCCAGCUGGAAGCCAAGGAGUGUGGGGUCUAGAUGACUUCCAGUUUUUGCCCUUCAUUUGGGGCAGUUCUCAGCUUAUAGGUACCAGAGAAGACUCUUCCUCCCUCUUCCCCAAACACCCAUACCUGGAGCCUAGGCACUUUGUGGAUGAAAAGGCAGUGAAUGAGAAUCACAAGGACUACAUGUUCCUGGAAUGCAUCCUAUUUAUUACUGAGAUGAAGACCGGCCCCUUUGCUGAGCACUCCAACCAGCUGUGGAACAUCAGUGCUGUACCUUCCUGGUCCAAAGUGAACCAGGGCCUCAUCCGCAUGUAUAAAGCUGAGUGCCUGGAGAAGUUUCCUGUGAUCCAGCACUUUAAGUUUGGUAGCCUGCUGCCCAUCCAACCUGUCACAUCAUCAUAGAAGAGGCGGGGGAACAACCACCCGCUACCCUGGAGGUCACCAGCUCUCUCACCCUGCUCCCUUCGCUUUUCCAAUACCACUUCCCUGCUGAUCUCUCUGGUCCUUGAGGCAAUUCUCCAGGAUAUGUGAAUACCCACAGUGCAAGUGCUGAAGGACCCAGAAUGGGAAGAAUGACCAAAGCGUGGCCAGUCUCCUGCCUUUCUCCCAGAGGCGAAAUGAGGGUAUAUCUCUGGAGAAGCAGGGUCCUUGUGGCUACCUGACCCCCCACCCCGCCUCUGUCCUUACCCCACCCAAAUUCCCAGUCCCACUUUAUGUGCUAAAUUGCUCUGUACCAUCAGAUGUGUGGGGGAUUGAUAUGUUUUACUGUUUCCAUUAACUUUCUUCCUAUUACCUGUUGCCUUUCUGGGUGUUGAGUAGCAGUUGCUUCUAGUAGGGGUAGGAGACCAUAGACCAGUCCCCACCUCAGGGUACUCAUAGGACUGGAGAAUGAGGGAGAUCAGGCGGAAAGAGAAGCCCUGGCUGUUUCUUGGCUAUUUUUUGUGUUUCCUCCCUCCUUUCCAAGCUCUUCUUUUACAAACCAGGUGUUGAUUUCAGGGGCUCAGUUUCCAUACUUGAUCUCCUGAGGCCUGAGAAGCGGGGCUUUGGGCCAGGGACCAGUAAAAAUACAAGACUAGAGGCAAUGCCAAUGUAUCCUGGCUGUGGUGAGGUAAAGAACAAUUACAAUCACACACAUUCUAGCUCUUUUUCUCUGUGGUGCUUAGGUCUGCAUCCUCCCUGGGUAUAGCCAUAUUGCUUUACUUUUUUUUGCUGCUGCUAUGAGACUCUAGGAUAAUCCAGUCCCAUUCUCAGCACUGAUGGUUGUUCUCUGGGUGGGUACUAGGCUUUUGGGAGGUAGGGGCAAAGGCCUCAUUAGAUGAUUAUAUCAGUCCUGUUGUAUGAAAAGUUUCCCUCAGUGAAUGGUAAGUGAGACACACUGGUGGGAUUUGGGGCUGAUCUAGUGGGGAUCUUGGCUCCUGGAUUCUUGCAGUUAAAGCCAGCUUUAAGGUUAGACUCUUACUAUCCUGCUGCUUGCAGCACUGUGCUGGCUGUAGGUAGGCCACUGAAAAAGAGGACUUGUUAUCUCAACUCCCUUUUUCCUCUGGAAAGCAAUUGCAUGCCAGUGGGAUUCUCCCAGGUCCUAGGGCACAAGACAGAGGAGGUAACAAUACCUGCCUUUGGGAAAACUGGUCUUACACUGUUAGAGCCAUUUGAGGGCUGAGAUAAGUGACUUGCUUGAGGGCCAAAUUACAGUACUCUAGCUCUUGGAUAUUUGGGUUCAAGAGUGAGGGUGGUGAACUGGGAUAGGAGUGAUGUUGUCAGCACUUAAGUUCCAAGUUUUCUUCAAUUCAACAAACAUUUAUCGAGCUCUUCCAGAGCUGUUACCAGGAACUGGGUUUUGCAGGUUUUCCCUAUAGAAGCCCCUUCUCCAUUAAGUGUUUCUUCCUCUGCUCUUGAUAUCAGGGUUGUUUUUUCUUUUUAUUUAAAAAAAAAGUUUUAUUUGGCUGCCUGGACCCAUUCCCUCAUCUUCUUUCACACAUCCCCAGGUUCGGGUACCAUUCCUUUUGGGGUAGGGGAACACCUUGACGAGCACAGUGUGUUGAAUUUCCUCUCUGGUCUGUGGUCCCAUUGCCAUGUGGACUGGAUUGUCAUCCAGAUCUGGAUCCACUGAUCCAGAGCAGUCUCAGGGCUUGAGCUGGGGGAGAAGAUACAAGUUAUAUAAAAUUUUCCAAAGGGAAGCCAAAUGUCUUCCACCAGGGCCCCUCAUGGAGUUAGGUAGAUUGUCACCUUCCUGGCCUCUCAUGCAAGGGCCUGCCCUAUGUGCCAACACCACUCCAUUUUGAGGCUGCUUCACCCUAACCCCUUGCUCUUUCAUUGCUGUUCUGAUUAAAAAUCUGUUUUGCACCUGGA